Aphanomyces astaci is the source of this 541-nucleotide messenger RNA. RefSeq lists its product as hypothetical. The annotation marks the transcript as partial. The transcript is spliced from 3 exons. The record is from RefSeq and is a predicted model, not a curated record. Lineage: Eukaryota; Oomycota; Saprolegniomycetes; Saprolegniales; Verrucalvaceae.
AUGAAAGACCUCACAUCGGACCAGCGCCGCGCAGUGGUAAACCACCUCCUCUUGCGCGUUGUCCAAAAGCCAUGCAAACUUCAACGCGGUGCCAUAAAAGACGUGGCCCGCAUCUUUGGCCGCAAUCGCCACACGAUCUCCGAGAUUUGGAGGCGUGCAAACGUAUCACUUGGCGGCGACCUACCCAUGCGUGAAAUCGUAUGCGAGGACAUCUUAAGCCAAAAGAAGGGCAGGGUCAGUCGAAAGCAAAACGAAGACUACCUGGUGAUGGCCGUGACUCUGCGGUUCACCGUGCCUCCAACAGUGGUCCAUGAGUACAUUACAUGUGUACAGCUCAACGCAAUCAUUGACAAUGACUUCUCCCAUGGCUUCAGUGUCCUGCAAGAGCGGCGCUCGACCAAGUCAGGAGCAUGGGGCUGCAAACAUGCCGGAUGUUGUUUCAGUCUACGAGCAUCAAGACACGCCGACGAUCAAGUGCUCGUUUCAUCGAUGAACUUGGCCCACAACCACGCCCUUCGCCACCACAAACGUCAAACACCAG